Laetiporus sulphureus 93-53 is the source of this 1203-nucleotide messenger RNA. Its product is annotated as kinase-like protein. Gene Ontology annotation, biological process: peptidyl-serine phosphorylation; intracellular signal transduction. The record is from RefSeq and is a predicted model, not a curated record. NCBI's taxonomy places the organism in Eukaryota, Fungi, Basidiomycota, Agaricomycetes, Polyporales, Laetiporaceae. Gene Ontology annotation, molecular function: ATP binding; protein serine/threonine kinase activity. The transcript has 4 exons. Bases 123 to 1115 code for a protein of 330 amino acids.
UAGUCAUAUUUUGCCUGGAGCCAGUGAUACGUCCUGUUCAUCGCGUCAAAUGUUCAGGUGCCGGAGGCUUUGGGCAGGUCAACCUCGUGCAAGUGAAGUCGAACCCGGAAACGCAGUUCGCGAUGAAAUCAGUUCAGAAGGCAUUCCACAGGGAGCUGGAGCGCAACUGGUUUAAGGUGCAGGGCCCGUACGUUAAGGAAGAGAAGAAUAAGGAACGGCGCAUCCUGUCCAAACUGCCGUGGAAUCCGUUCAUCUGUGGCCUCGUAGAUGCGUUCCACGACCAACAGAACUUGUAUUUGCUCCUCGAACUCGCGCCUUGCAACUCGCUGUACGAGUACCUGUACGAGCACGGGCCGCUUCCGGCCGACCGCGUGCGGUUUUACUUCGCGAACCUGGUGCUGGCCCUUGAGUUCAUUCACUCGCACGGCAUCGUCCAUCGCGAUGUCAAGCCGGGCAAUAUCCUCAUGGGCGCGGACGGAUACCUGUGCCUGACGGAUUUCGGAUGCGCGUUGGAGCAGGAGCUCGAUUACGAGUGGGAACGUGUCGGCACUGCUGAUUAUGUCGCGCCCGAGAUACGGCCUGAAGAGCUCGUAUUCAGACCUCGAGGGAGCAGGAACCUUGAUGCGAGGUCGCUGCCGCCACCCGAGGCGCGCCACAUGAUCGACUGGUGGGCGGCAGCGAUCACGCUGUACGAGAUGGCCACGUUCAAGCGGCCCUUCCACGGCGAAGACGGGCACCAGAUCUACAAAAACAUCAAGCGGCAGGUUAUCCCGUGGCCAGAGGAUCGCGAGAUUGACCCAGACCUGAAGGACCUCGUGAUGAAGAUGCUUAUCGACGAUCCGCUCAAGAGGUACGGUUGUUUUGUGGCGAAGGAGCCUGGAGAGGAAGUGGGGAUGAACGACGAGGUGCGCAUUCAUCCGUUCAUGUGGGGAAAGGUCAGCUGGAAGCGUAUAACGGAGAGAAGAGAAUUGGCGCCGGACGUUCCGAAGCCGGAACCUGACAUGACGCAACAAUGGCAGCAACAGGGCAUGCCCAUGCCGUGGCACGUACCAGGGUUCGACCUGGCUGCGGUGGCCACCGAGCGCGCUUGGGACAACCGGUUCGAACAUCGAUGAAGGUCAUGCCGUAAGAUGGAAGGUGCUCAUGUUGUCGAUCUACUGUCUUACAAUUAACAGGUCUUCAUCUUUCUGUCUCUUUGGCAUC